Messenger RNA from Astrephomene gubernaculifera, 8328 nucleotides. Lineage: Eukaryota; Viridiplantae; Chlorophyta; Chlorophyceae; Chlamydomonadales; Astrephomenaceae. The record is from the annotation of a GenBank genome assembly.
AGCGUACAAGUGUCCAGUCCUGACUCUGAUAAUUUACUUACGUAGCCUUGUAACGCUGGUCCUACCUACAUCGCAUAAUGUAGACAAACUGUAUAGACAUGUUAAUGUGAAUCCUAGAAGCCCAAACAUAAGAGGAGUAACUGGCAUGCGCUUGGCUGACUGGGGAGUAAUAGAGAAGCGUCAUGCAGCGAGUGGUUCCUGCAGUCCGAUGGAAUCCAACAGCUAUUGAUGAGAAGAGAGUCUCUGAAGUCCUCGGUGCUGAGCAGAGUGGGCAUGAGGCCCUCGACCAGGCCGACUUUUACAGUCGGGCUGUUCAACCUUUCGUGGACCGUUGCCUGGGAGGAUGCUCCGGAAGCAUCCUCGCGUGCGGCGGCUGGGGCGCCGGCAAGUCGUACACGCUGGGCAGCUUGGACCCGCAGCAGCUGAGCUCGGUGGGACCUGAAGAGCCAGAGAGCGCAGGCGUCCUGAGCAGGUGCUUGCGUCAGCUGUAUGGCAAGCUAGGGCCCAACGCAGCGGUUGAGAUCACCUGCGUGGAGGUGCAAGGGGAGGAGGUAGCAGACCUUUUGGACGCGCGCGGCGGCUCCACUAGCAGCGGAGGCGGCGGCAGCAACAGCACUGGGCCCGGCUUCUCCACGCCACCAGCAACAGCACGCAGCCCUGCUGCUGGUGCUGCUGCUGCGGCGGCGGCGGUUGCGCGGCGCAAGUCUCAGACGAUGGUGGUAGCGCGCAGCCUGGCCGAGGCACUGUCAGCGUUGAAGCGCGCCGUGUCCUGUCGUCAGGCCUUCGUGACCUCCACCCGCCACAGCAGCAGCCGCACACACGCCGUCUUCCAGCUGCGGUGGCGCAACCCCUCGUCCGCCGCCACCCCUGCACCCGCACCCGUACCUGCGGCCGCAGCAGCGUCCAACCGUGCGGUUGCUGGUGCUGCUGGUGGUGCUGCUACUACCGUGUCACGGCUUCGGCCGUACAGCGCACCUACACGCUCCAGCGCCAGCACCAGCGCCCAGCCCGCACGGCCGGUUGGGGCUGCUGCUGCUGCUGCUGCUGCUGCUGCUGCUGCUGCUGGGGCUGCUGCUGUCGGCGGCGGUGGUGGCGGCCCCGUGUGCACCUUGACGCUGGUGGACACCUGCAGCUUCUGCCCACUGUUGCCGCCAAAGGAGGGUUCCGCGGUGCGUCGUAGCCUGUUAGCGCUCAGUCGCGUGCUGGCGGCGGCGCAGCGGCGGGAGGCGCUGGUGCUGCGGGAGAGCAAGCUGACGCGGCUGCUGGAGGGAGCGCUGGACCAGGUGCUGGUGCUGGCUUGCCUGGGUUGCAACGCGGACGAGGGCACCCUGCAGCUGGUCAAGCAGCUCCAACUGGGGGGAGCUCGCGAGGCGGGAACGCAACGCCGCUUAUGUCGCGCCAGCUCCUCCGACUCCCGCCUAGCCUGGGAUGACACCACCACCACGACGGCGACCGCGGCCACCACCACCGCCACCACCACCACCACCAGCGGCCGUUCCACUGCAUGUCCCCGCGACGUGCCCAGCAGGAGCACCAGCAGAAGCACGCACACGCCCCUCUCCGCACCCCCAUCAGGAAAGCGGCUGUCCGGGUUACACAGCCAUCAGGCGCUCGGCCGCUCACCUUUGUCCACCCAGCUCUCCAGAAAGCAGCAGGAACAGGCACAUCCAGCAGAUUCUUCCAGAGGAGGAGGAGGCUUUGCCUCUAGCAGCCGCUCCUCCCGCACCACUUCCGCCCUCACCACGCCCUCCUCCUCCUUCGCGCCUGCCUCCACUCGUCGUGCAGCGCCCACAACCCCCAGCAGCGCCCCCUCCGGCAUCCCUAGACGCCUCAGCAGCACACGUCCAUCUCCCCUGGUCAUCCACAACCCCAGCAGCAGCGUUGCGGAUCAGGCCUGCGCUGCCGGCACGGCCGCCACACCGGCCUCCGCACUACCGCCCGGCCACCCCCGCGGCAGCAGCGCCGGCGGCUACAGCCCCUCCUCCCUGCUGCCGCUUCCCUCCCUCUACAGCCCCUCGGCGCUUCCCGGCUCCCCGGUAGGCUCCAGCAGUCCCGGAGUGGGAGCAGCCGCCUCCUCGCCUCGGUCGUGCAUGGCACACAGCAACCUGGGGUUUGCGGGCCCGGGUGUGGCGGUGGCGGCGGCGGCGGCAGGGCACAGCAGGGGGGGGUGCAUGCAGCUUGGGGGGCUGCCCACGGUGUGUGAGCGACGGAGCCGCAGCCUGGGAGGCGUCAUGAGUGGUGGUGGGGGUGAGGGAGCGGGGGCGGGGGCGUCGGGCGGUCUUCUUCCUGUGAGCCCGCGUCAAAAGCCGGCAUCUGUGAGUGCUCGGGCGGCGGCGCCUAACUUUGAGCUGCGGAGGUCGCAGGGCUUCUCGGUCCUGUCCGGCAAAUGGGCUCCGCCUCCACCGCAGCCCCAGUCCACCCAAGGGCGAGGCAGCGGCGGUGGCGGCGGCGGCUUUCCCUUCGUGCCUGUCGUACUAUCGCCGAGCGAAUCCCCCACAGCUGCUGCCGCUGCAGCAGCCGCCGCUGCCGCAUCCUCUCCGCGAGGAACAACCCCCAACUCCCUAGCUGCGGCGGCGGCUACCGCUGUGGCGGGUGUGCACUCGCGGUCGCUGUCCUCUCGUAUCCCGCUGGGCCCCGCUGGCACGGCGAACUCAUCCGAGCGCGGAACGCGAGGAGUCGUCUCGCUCACCGCAGUGGCACAGCAACCAGGCCGCAGACCCUGCAUGCGUUACGAUGCCACGGCAGCAUCCUACGAUGAAGGCUCCUCCGCCUUUCCCUCGGAGGGCGGUGCGGCGAACAGCGGAACAACAGCAGCAGCAGCUGUGGCCGCACCCCUGACCGCACGCCUGAACGCUAUCAGAGACGCGGCAUCCGAUGGCGACACCGAAACAGAAGACGCUGACGCUGAUGCUGACCCUGGCGCCGAUACCGUCCUGACCACAACGGCUGCUGCUGCCGCCGCCGCCACGUCGUCCACGACGUCAAUGCCCCCCACCCCCACCACCAUCAUGCGGGGUGUGCGCGGCGGCUUGCGCUGCGCCUCUCCGAUGCUGCAGCUCCGGCGGGCGGAGCGGCUGGCGGAUAACAACCGCCGCUCCCGCAGUGCGAACAGCAGGCCGGCGGGCGAGGUGGUGGAGGGGGGCAGCAGCAGCAGCAGUGCCGCUGCUGCCGCCCUGUCGGCGCAGUACCGAGACCUGCUGCUGGACUUCCAGGCCUUCAAGGCAAGCGCCAAGGCACGUCUGCCGCGUCACGUGCGCAGUGGCAUCCCCUCCGUCCCAGCCACCCCCCAGCCGUCAUCAACACCCCGCUCUCCACCCACCCAAACCCCUGCGCCGGGGCCACCUACCACCACAGCACCCACCCCCGCACCCGUACCCUCCGACUCGCCGAUCCCCUGCGCCCUCCUCCUCCCAUCCCACACCGCCGCCUCCAGCCCCCGCAGCUCCCUUUCCACCGCCUACCGCGCAAGCCGCAUUCCCUCCCCACACACCCUGCCGCUCCCCACUCUUCCCACCCUCCCCACUCGCGGCACCCGUAGCCACCAGGUGGCAGCGGCAGGGGACACCUCCCUCAGUCUGACCGCAGCAGCCGCAGCAGCAGCAGCCGCCGCUGCCGCUACCAGCCCCGGCACCCCUUGCUGCGGAGGCGCCAGUAGCCCACUUGCAACCCGAUCUCGACCCGGCAUCAGUCUGGGUUCCGGAGCACAGCCCUCGCCAUGUCGCCCACGGCGCAGCACCCUGACAUCCCCUGAAGCGGCAGUUGCCUUCUCAACCGUUGUGCUGGAUAUGUGUCGGUUGUCAGUUGUUGCUGAUGAGCUGUCGUCUUCCUGUGUUGUCGUACGGCAGUCAAGUGAGGAUGCUGGCGUUGCGGAUCUUCACCCGAUUGCGAGUACGACGGCUUGGAUCCCCACUGAUACCUGCUCCGGAGGGGCCGGGCAGCAGGGUGGCAGAAGCAGCAGCCGCGGCGGCGGCGGCGGCUGCCUGGCGACAGCAGCUAGGGCUCAUGGGGAUGAAGAUGACGAUGACGAGGAGGAGGAGGAGGAUGAAGAAGAAGACGUGUUUGGGUCUCCCGGCCCCGGUCACCGCAUCAGCAACUUGCUAGGUCCCGACAACCUGAGUGAUCUGCACCUGCUGCUCAGCACGGGUCCUGCAGCUCUCAGGCAGUCCGGCUUGCUGCAUGCAUGCGGCGGGAAUGCUACUACUACUGCUACUAACACUGCUAUUGCUACUACCGCUGCUACUGCUACAUCCCAGUCCGAUCUGUCAGCUCGUCUGAGGUGCCUGGGAAGCCAGGGGGGAGCUGCAUCCAGUGCCGCGGUGGCAAUACCCAGGGGCAGGGAGGCUUCGGCCGUGAGGCGAGGCAGCCGGGCUGUAUCAGCGGUGGAACCAGCAGCGGCCCCAGCAGCAGCAGCAGUAGCUUGGGAGGAGGGAGCAGCAGCAGCAGCAGGGGCUGAGCAGGGGAGACUUGAGCGCGAGGACGUGGCCUCCUCUCCAGAGGAGCUCCCCGCGGUGUCAUUCUUCUUCACGCCGCUGUACCUGGAGGCUGGUAGCACAGGCGGCGCCGCGGCGGCUGCAUGCGGGGAGGGGCCGGAGGAGGGCACGGUCGCUGUGCGGGGUACGGCGCAACGUGGCGCGGAUGGCACGGCAGCUGCUUGUACCGCCCAGGAUGCACCGGUACCUUCAGCGCCAGCCGCUCCUGCUGCGGCUUCUGACAGCCUGGCAGCAGGGCGGCGCCGGACGGCAGGCGACGGCUCUCCAGCACUCUCUCCCCGUCUCUCAGAGGCUAACCCUCACAGCCCCAACCAUCCCCGCCCGCCCUCGACCCUCGACCAUGUCCUCCCCUCUUGUAACGAGAGGACAGCACAGCUGACACAACAGGCCCGCAACUCACCGGCAGCGCAGCAGCCCGAGCCCUCCCUACUUGCAACAACUCCCCCUCGUCGGCCGCCGCUGGGCCACCCCGACAGCGCUGGAGUCAGCACCAGCUGCAGCGGCAGCAGCGGUGGCGGUGGUGGUAAUCAUGACAUGCUGCAUGAUGACGUGCUACAUGGCGGCAGCUGCACCCCCGCUGCUGCUGUCACCCCGUUGCUGCUGCAGCGCCACCUCGCCUACCACCUCCAUGCAGACCACCACCACCACCACCACCUCCAGGACUCCCCCAUGGUGCUCCAGGACUCCCCCAUAUCCCACAUGGACGCGCGCGAUUGUGCCGGCCGCAUUUCUUACCCGCAGGAGCAGCAGCAGCAGCAGUCGGAUGCCCUGUUUGCCCCGGAUGCGCUAACCACGGCAGAAGAAGAAGGUGUCCGCGUUGCCAGGCUGCUGCAUGAGGGUUUUGAGUCGGCGGGCGGCGGGGAGCUCUCCACUGCGCUGCAGACCGCCGCACCCAGCACGCAGAGCAGCUACCACUCCUUUGCCGAUGAAGAUGAGGACGAGGGCCGGGACGGCGAGGAUGACGAUGCCGAUAUGGAUAGUGAGAGCGAUGCGUACUAUGACACCAUUGCAGGCGGCAGCAACAACAACAGCAGCGGCGGCGGCGGUGGAUUGGUGGAGCAAGUACCUGUGUCGAUAGCAACAGCAGCUGUAGCAGUAGCGGUAGCAGCACAGCGCCAGCAGGCUGAGGAGGAGGAGGAUUCGGCGGAGCAGCAGCAGCCUGUUGCUGCUGUUGCGGCGGCGGAGCCGUCGCCUCCCUCGCCUGCUGCUGCUGCUGUUGCGACGGCAGCAGCAGCGGCACCUGCACACAUGCUGCUGCUGGCGGCGCCGGUUCGACCGGACCACGCGGAGCUGGACGACCAGUCGUUCGUGCUGCUGGUGGGGUCGGACAGCGGGUCGGAUGACUCGGAUGAGUGGCCGGAGUCGCCGCGGGGGGAGUUCUCCCAGCCCUCCCUGGAGACCAUGGAGGAUGCAAUGGAGCUGCUGCAGCAGCAGCAGGAUGAGGAGGAGGGCGUCAUGAUGGGGGUGCAGCAGGAGGAGGAGGAGGAGGAGGAAAGGAUGUUGCCACAUCAGCAGCAGCAGGCGCAGCAGCAGCAGCAGUUCAUGGUUUCGGGGCUGCUGCAGCAGCAAGUGAAGCUGCCGCAAGGCGAACAGCACCUGACACCCCAGGCGGCAGAUACCCACGGCAGCGUGCAGGCCUCGCCUCGCCAUGGUUUGGCACGGACGUCCGUACGGGCCCGGGUUGCAGUCCUAGAGGCGUCAUCGCUGCCUUGCGACGCCCGCACGGCGUCAUGUGUGUCAUGUGACUUGAAACGCCGAAGGAGCUCCGGGGCUUCAGAUCCCAGCCCUGAGCGAUCUGAGCUGGGGCAGCAUCAGCACCUGCCUCAGCAGCACCCGCAGCAGGCUCAACAGCUGCACCCGCAGCAGCAGCAGCCUCAGCCACAGCAGCAAGUACGACGGUCGUCGUACCCCGGCAUUGUCGUACAAGACAUGCGGCUGACGAGCCGCCCCAGCGCUGGAUCCGAGGGAGGCCGGCCGUACACGGUGGACACGGGCACGAGUACAGGAGCUGCUAGGGCAGGCGUCGUCGGACGCGCCUGUAGCGCUGGUAACGCCUUGGAGCGGGCAGUGCUGCGGAACGCAGCAGCACUUUCUGGGAGGCCUCCCAUGGGGGCUACUACCACUACUACCGGUACUGCUCUUGGUGGUGCUGCUGCUGCCUCCUAUUCCGCACGCAAAAGCACCAGUCUGGGAGGCUCCAUGAGGGUAGCCACACCGCCGCACAUGCCGCCGCUGCCGCUGAAGCAUGCACCGAUACCGCCGCUGCCACUAAAGCAGCAGCAGCUGCAGCUGCAGCUGCUGCCCUCACCACAGCUACCACACGGACUAGGAGACCCCCAGCAGGUGUCGCCGCACACACAGACGCCUGCAGCAGCGCCCUUCGCAGCAGCAGCAGCAGCAGCAGCUCCUGUCCUUGUUCCUCGUUAUGGUGCAGGGGAGCAGCCGGCCUCCUCACAUGGCAGUGGCAGCAGCAGCAGCAGUUCCUCAGUUGGUACCUCCGCUGAAGCGGACGCUGUAGCUACUGCGAGAGUGGUGCCCAAGGGCGUGUCAACACUUGCAAUGGCACGUAAGCAGCUGGCAGCAGCAGCAGCAGGUGGGCUCGACGGCUCAGAGCAGGACAAGAACACCAGCAAGCUACAUGGAGGGACAGGAGGAGGAGCGGUGGCAACAGCAGAGGGUGGCGGGGCGGGGAAGCAGCCGAGUUCUGAGCUGUAUGUGUCACCGCGGCUGCGUUUGAGCUUCACGCAGCGGGCUAGCAUGGCGGAGGUGGUGGAGCUGGAUGAGGAGUUGAUGCCGCCGCCUCCGGCGUAUCCUCCCGGCUUUGUGAGCUGGGCUACGGAGGUGUUUGCGAGCGCGGGGGCGGCGGGGUUGCGCAGGUCUACGGAUGUGGGGUAGGGAUGCGUGUUUAGAGUCCGUGUAAGAGGAUUCGGGGCGCGUCUUAGCGGGGCUUGAAAGGGUCAUGGAGGCGAGUGGGUUGGAGAAUGGAGGGGGUUGGAGAGGCAGCAGAGACGGCGGCGGCGGCUUAGUUGUGUGUGACAGGUACUGUCGAAGCCACAAGCAGGGGCGUAUAGUAGAUUCGUAGUCCUGUGAGAGAGAGGACGACUUCUAUAGCUGGCUUUUACCAGAUGUGUUCAGUUUGACCUGUACAGCUUCUGUUUUUAUUUCAACCAGGUAUAGCAGCAGUUGGGCGGUGGAACGAAGAGAGUCGUGUACAAGUUGUUCGGGUGGCGUUCGGGAAACCCCGCUGAAAAGCGGCUAUAAAGGCUGUGACUGACUGCCUUGGCCCGUGUUUGGGGACUAGGAGAGGGAAUCCAUGCGUUAGCGUGCUGAAAGGGUAAUAACCUAAGAAAGACAUGAUGACAGGGUUUUGCAGAUGUGUUGAUGUGGCUCUUAUAUCACAGAUCUACCUGGAUCUGCUGACGACAUAACUGUUUUGCAUGUGGCCCCGGCGGCACGAGAUGCAGGAUCUGCGUCUUCCUGAACUUCACAUGUUCACAGAGACAAGGAUAGCAGCAAGGCAGAGAGAGCCAUUAUCGAGAUAUAAUGACUGAAGACCGGCGCUAGAGAUUGGUUGGUGCUGCUGCUUAGAGCAUGACUUGCCUAAUGGGCCGUGCGUGGCGACGCAUGAAGCGCACGGCCAUGGCGGACUUGUUUCAAUCUAGUCGACUUGUCGACUUGCUUUUGAGUAAAAUCCAGACAUGCAGACCUGCAAGAUGAUGUGUUUUUCUUACAUAGCUGCAUCCGCAGGAGUCCUCGUCGUUGCACCUGCGCAUGCCGGCACGCGUGUACGGUAGGUAGAGCACUGUAAAGGAGCGACGUUGCCUCAGUUGGUGAGGGG